This is a messenger RNA of Lynx canadensis (Canada lynx), 1534 nucleotides long. RefSeq names its product growth differentiation factor 5 (gene GDF5). The record is from RefSeq and is a predicted model, not a curated record. Gene Ontology annotation, biological process: SMAD protein signal transduction; BMP signaling pathway. Gene Ontology annotation, molecular function: cytokine activity; growth factor activity. Gene Ontology annotation, cellular component: extracellular region. The transcript is spliced from 2 exons. NCBI's taxonomy places the organism in Eukaryota, Metazoa, Chordata, Mammalia, Carnivora, Felidae. The coding region runs from base 1 to 1500 and encodes 499 amino acids.
AUGAGACUCCCCAAACUCCUCACUUUCUUGCUUUGGCACCUGGCUUGGCUGGACCUGGAAUUCAUCUGCACUGUGUUGGGUGCCCCUGACUUGGGCCAGAGACCCCAGGGGGCCAGGCCAGGAUUGGCCAAAGCAGAAGCCAAGGAGAGGCCCCCUCUGGCCCGGAGCAUCUUUAGGCCAGGGGGUCACAGCUAUGGUGGGGGGGCCACCAAUGCCAGGGCAAAGGGGGGCACCGGGCAGACAGCAGGCCUGACACAGCCCAAGAAGGAUGAACCCAAAAAGCUGCCCCCCAGAUCGGGUGGCCCUGAACCCAAGCCAGGACACCCUUCCCAGACAAGGCAGGCUGCAACGCGGACUGUGACCCCAAAAGGACAGCUUCCUGGGGGUAAGUCACCCCCAAAGGCAGGAUCUGUCCCCAGCCCCUUCCUGCUGAAGAAGGCCAGGGAGACUGGGCCCCCUCAAGAGCCCAAGGAGCCGUUCCGCCCGCCCCCCAUCACACCCCACGAGUACAUGCUCUCGCUGUACAGGACGCUGUCCGAUGCUGACAGAAAGGGAGGCAACAGCAGCGUGAAGUUGGAGGCUGGCCUGGCCAACACCAUCACCAGCUUUAUUGACAAAGGGCAAGAUGACCGAGGUCCUGUGGUCAGAAAGCAGAGGUACGUGUUUGACAUUAGUGCCCUGGAGAAGGAUGGGCUGCUAGGGGCCGAGCUGCGGAUCUUGCGGAAGAAGCCCUCAGACGCGGCCAAGCCAGUGGCCCCCGGCAUCAGGCGGGCUGCCCAGCUGAAGCUGUCCAGCUGCCCCAGCGGCCGGCAGCCGGCAGCCUUGCUGGAUGUGCGCUCCGUGCCAGGCCUGGACGGAUCUGGCUGGGAGGUGUUCGACAUCUGGAAGCUCUUCCGAAACUUUAAGAACUCAGCCCAGCUGUGCCUGGAGCUGGAGGCCUGGGAACGGGGCCGGGCCAUGGACCUCCGUGGCCUGGGCUUCGACCGGGCUGCCAGGCAGGUCCACGAGAAGGCCCUGUUCCUGGUAUUUGGCCGCACCAAGAAACGGGACCUGUUCUUUAAUGAGAUUAAGGCCCGCUCCGGCCAGGAUGAUAAGACUGUGUAUGAGUACCUGUUCAGCCAGCGGCGAAAAAGGCGGGCCCCACUGGCCACGGGCCAGGGCAAACGGCCCAGCAAGAACCCCAAGGCCCGCUGCAGUCGGAAGGCACUGCAUGUCAACUUCAAGGACAUGGGCUGGGAUGACUGGAUCAUCGCGCCCCUUGAGUAUGAGGCCUUCCACUGUGAAGGGCUAUGUGAGUUCCCCUUGCGCUCCCAUCUGGAGCCCACGAACCAUGCAGUCAUCCAGACCCUGAUGAACUCCAUGGACCCUGAGUCCACGCCACCGACCUGCUGUGUGCCCACACGACUGAGUCCCAUCAGCAUCCUCUUCAUUGACUCUGCCAACAACGUGGUCUAUAAGCAGUAUGAGGACAUGGUUGUGGAGUCUUGUGGCUGCAGGUAGCAGCACUAGCCUUCUGUCUUCCUGGCUGGCACAU